UCUUUUUUUCAAGAGUUGUCUUUCCUGACCCAGAAACGAUAGUGCUUUUGUUGACAUUCAGAAUACUAAAGCUUUUUUAUAAGCAAUUGACACGGACAAUGAGUAUUCUUGCAAGAGUGUUUUCCAUAUUACAGAACACAUCAAGCCACACUGUUUGUCCAAAGUGUUCCAAAUUUUUACAAAGAUGUAACUACAGAGCCACAUCCUUAUCUUUAGGGAAGUGGGAACCAGAUGGUUUAAAUCAACCACCAGAAAUACCAGAAUAUGACGAACUAAACAUACAAAUAAAAGGAUAUGAUUUUCCUGUUUUAGAAAGCUAUACCACUUAUGUUAGUAAAUUAGCAAAAACAUUAGGCAUAGAGACUAACAGCUAUCCAGUACCAGGAAAGGCUGCAAAAGUAGAAUUAUUUUAUCAUGAGUCAGAAAAAGUAGAACACAAUUAUAAUUUAACUAAAUAUGAACGAGUCGUACAAAUAGAAAAUGUACCUUCAACAUUAUUGCCAAUAUUCAUAGAUGCUAUGAAAUUAAAUGCAGCACCUGGCAUAGAAGUAACUAUAAAAAAGCCUGAUCUUGUUGAAGAUGAUGAUCUUUACAUACCAGAUGAAGAAAUGUUGGCAAUGAGAGCCAGAGUGGUUGAGCUUGAAGAGAAAAGACAAGAUUUGAAGAAAGGAAAAAUAUGAAUUACAUUGAAUGUUUCUAACUGAAAUCUGUUUGUACCUCUGUGUCAAAAUUUUGUGGAAUAAAUAUUAAUAUUAUUGUU
This is a messenger RNA of Mytilus californianus (California mussel), 760 nucleotides long. RefSeq lists its product as uncharacterized. NCBI's taxonomy places the organism in Eukaryota, Metazoa, Mollusca, Bivalvia, Mytilida, Mytilidae. Gene Ontology annotation, cellular component: mitochondrial ribosome. The coding region runs from base 99 to 680 and encodes 193 amino acids. The transcript is spliced from 7 exons. The record is from RefSeq and is a predicted model, not a curated record.